This is a messenger RNA of Centropristis striata (black sea bass), 1060 nucleotides long. RefSeq names its product leukotriene B4 receptor 1-like. The record is from RefSeq and is a predicted model, not a curated record. NCBI's taxonomy places the organism in Eukaryota, Metazoa, Chordata, Actinopteri, Perciformes, Serranidae. Gene Ontology annotation, molecular function: G protein-coupled receptor activity. Gene Ontology annotation, cellular component: membrane. The transcript has a single exon. Gene Ontology annotation, biological process: immune response; G protein-coupled receptor signaling pathway. Bases 25 to 930 code for a protein of 301 amino acids.
CUUCUCUGACAGCAGGUUUGCAGCAUGGAACAACUCAACUCCUCUCUGGUCCUUUCUAACAUCUCUUCUCCUGGACAUCCACCUCCUGCCUCCUGGGACUCCAGGGGUCUGGUUCCUUCAGUGGUGCUGUCUGUCUGCUUCCUGCUGGGAGUUCCUGGAAACAUCGCUGUGAUCGUCCUCAAACCAAACUGGCAGCACCUGUCCAGUCUGAGCCAGACUUUGAUGCUGAAUUUGGCCAUAUCAGACCUGCUCUGCCUGCUCCCUCUGCCCCUGUGGAUUUACACUUUACUGCACGGCUGGACCUUCGGCCUGGCGGCCUGUAAGCUCCUAACAUAUGUUAUGUACUGCAGCGUGUAUAGUAGCCUCCUGACUGUGACGGUGCUGAGUGUCCAGCGCUUCGUACAGGUGGUGAAACUGCAGAAACGCUUCGAUCAGGUGGGAAAGAGGAGGCUGCUGGUUCUGCUCUGGCUGGCUGUGAUGAUCCUGUCCAUCCCUUCUCUAGUGGUUCGACAGGUGAACACAGACCAGAAGUGGUUAAGGUGCCAAUCUCAAUACUCUUCCCAGACUCAGCAGGUGGCCGUGCUGUUGGCAAGGUCUUUGCUCGGGUUUGUUUCAAUUUCCAUCGUGGUAUUGACAUACAUCGGCCUACACAGAAAAGUGAACCAGGCAGCUUUCUUCAACAACCCACAGAUGACCCGGCUGGUCACAAGCAUCAUUGUGACCUUUUUUGUUUUGUGGAUGCCUUAUAAUAUCAUAAAUGUGCUUCGUGUGGCAGCCAUCUCACUCAAAAACAAGGGUCUGAUGAAGUUUUGUAUGGACAGCUUGGACACUGUUGGAGCUCUGACGUUUGUGAAUAGCUGCUUAAACCCACUCCUCUAUGCAUUUGCUUCUAGAAACAUGUGUACUGUGUGCCAAAAAACUGACCAUUAAUACUGUUUUUACUGCAAAACCUGUACUGUUCAAGGAAGUCAAAUUAUUUUUAUGUAUGAUUGAUAAAUGCCAACAGAUAUCAGUACAGAGAGCAGAACUUGAUAAAGAGAAGUUUAAAAAUAGUUUUGUG